AUGGAGACUGUUGUGCUGGCUGCUGCAAGCAGCUCUGUCGACGUCGGCCCUGCUCUGCUGCUGCUGUUAGCGAACAACGAGCACCGUGAGCGCCCCGAGCGCCCCAUCAUCCCCUCAAUCCGCUUCGUGUUGAGCAGCAAGUCUGAUGUCAACUGCGUCAAGGACUUUAGGUUCGAGAGAGCGGCUAUCUACCAGCUCGUGGAGCUAUUUGCGCUACCUGAGUAUGUCAUCACCGCUUAUCGCGACAGGCUGCACCGCACAGAGGCACUAUGCAUACUCCUCUAUCGCACAAGCUACCCACGACGGAACUACGAUGUUCUGACCAAGUUUGGCCGCUCGGAAGCUGCCAUCAGCCGCAUUUGCACUCAUUUGAUGAUCUGGUUGUAUGAGCGCUUCAAAGAGCUGAUCUACUUUCAGAAGACCGUUUGCAGCAAGAAUAUACGUCGAUAUGCGCAAGCAAUCCAUGACAAGGGUGCGCCAAUGCACAAUGUGUUUGGUUUCAUUGACGGGACCAAGAACCCGAUCUGCCGCCCGUCUCCGAGGCCCGGGCACCGCGAAAACUUGCAGAAGCAGGUGUACUCGGGGCACAAGCGAGUACACUGCCUGAACUACCAGGCUGUGGUCGUCCCCGAUGGACUGACCAUCCACUUUUGGAGGUCCAUCGAGGGCAAGCGGCACGACAUCACACUACUAAGGGAAAUCAAGCUUACAGAGUAUUUGGAGGCUAGAGAGUCCAACUUUGUCGACUUCUUGCUGUACGGCGAUCCCGCAUACGGGGUACAGCGCUUCAUCGUAUCAGGCUUUAAGAAAGCGCAAUUGACAGCUGGAGAGCAAGCCUUCAACGCAGCUAUGAGCUCCGUUCGCGAAUCCGUCGAGUGGAAUGGGCAUAUUGACUACAAGAAGAAGCUUAAACUGCGCCAGAGCCCAAUUGGUAAGCUAGUAAAUGUGUGCAUGUUGCUCACAAAUUGCCACUGCUGCUAUUACGGUGGGAACGAGAUCAGCAAGUAUUUUUAUUUGAAGCCGCCAUCGCUAGCGGAGUAUCUAGAUCUAAUUUCAAAAAGAAAGCCCAGUCUUCUUCGCGCUCACGAGCACGUGUAG
Messenger RNA from Phytophthora sojae, 1098 nucleotides. RefSeq lists its product as hypothetical. The coding region runs from base 1 to 1098 and encodes 365 amino acids. The transcript is spliced from 4 exons. Lineage: Eukaryota; Oomycota; Peronosporomycetes; Peronosporales; Peronosporaceae. The record is from RefSeq and is a predicted model, not a curated record.